AGGUCGAGAACAGUUUUGUUGCCUUGACGCCUUGUACAGCACAAACUUCAAAGAGUAUUUUAAGUGCGAUUUUUGAAACUCAUCCUACUAUCCUUCAUUCUCGUACUAAGCGAACGUGUCGAGAACAGUUUUGUUGCCUUGACGCCUUGUACAGCAUUAUUUCAGAGUCUUCGCAAACACUUCAAAGUGUAUAUUAAGUGCGAUUUUUGAAACUCAUCCUACUAUCCUACAUUCUCGUACUAAGCGAACGUGACAACCCAUACGUCCUGUACGGAGCAUGUAAGUGUACCUCAUCACAUCUUAAUUUCACUGUGUCAGUGCAUUUGGGAGGUGGAGUAGAGUCCUCGUAUUAACUUUUACGGCGUCGAAAUGAGUCUGCAUACCAAAGUGUGUCUUGUGGUAUUGGGGACCUUCAUAGCCUUUCUUCUCGUUCAAAACGAAUGUAGAAAGCUUGAAGGAUACAAGUUUCCAGUGUACACAACGGCUUUUUGUCCCAGAAUUCAAACAGAAUGGACUGAAAGGUCGUCAGCUCUAAAAUGUAACAAAAGUAACGGCUACAUGUGUAUACCAAACGAAAGCAUCGAUCAGCUCUUGGAGUUCUGUUACAGAGAACCUGUUGAGAGAGUUCAGAAAGGUAUUUGUUUAUAUCUAAUAAAAAGCGUUUCACUGGUUCAAUCAUACAACUGCAGUCGUUUUACGCGAGGAUGCCCUGAUCACUCUUUCUUCAGCAGUGAAUUUUUCAAACAUCCGGCUUGCAUUUCAAUUGGAAAUAGAUGCUUUCUUGCUGAAAAAUCUUGUAAAAGUAUAACGCCACCUCAUAUUCAAAGUACCACACAGCAAUUUGAGAGUGUCAACAAAUGGAAUGGAAGUACAACAACACACCCUCAGCAAUCGUCAGAACAUCCUCAAUUAGACAAUGUACCGAUCAACGACAAUGACGACGCUUUAUUAGUUCCAAUCCUUUUAGGAAUAUUCAUUCCUCUCUGUUUUCUCUCUUUGCUGUGCGGCUACUACAUAAAAAGAAAACAUCAAAUAUGCAGAACUAAUGGUGAUGUAGAAAGCUCAGGACAGGAAAAUCUUUUAAAAAAUAAAAAAGAAAAACAUGAAGAGGAAGAAAUAAAACCAUUAAUCGGUGAUGAAAAAUAUGAUGGUAAAGGAGCAGAUAGUCGUGAAAAGGAGGAAAUUAAUGCAAUAACUAAUGCUGAUCAAAAAGACAAGAGGAUUUCGGAACAUCAGGAAGGUUUAUUACCAAUUCAAUCUAGUAAAUGUUACGAGGAUAUGGCAGUCAAAGGUAUAAACCCAAAACACAAAGUAAAAAUCUAAAGUUUUAAACUGUCAAUAUUAUAUACAAUAGAAUCAACUUAUGAUAAACAAGAAACUAAUAAAUUAUAAACUGAUGAAUUUGCAGAUUAAAGGAGAUGUAAUUUUUCCACAAUAUCAGUAACGGGAAAAUUUGUUUAAUGAUACGUUGAUCUCCA
Molecule: messenger RNA, 1478 nt
Organism: Magallana angulata
Lineage: Eukaryota; Metazoa; Mollusca; Bivalvia; Ostreida; Ostreidae
Exons: 10
Coding region: 370-1323 (317 amino acids)
Source: RefSeq, a predicted model, not a curated record